CAACUAUUCAGCUACUGGCCCGUGCUACAGCGGCGCUAAAACAUAUACAAAUACAAAAACAACAAGCAACAGAAAGCUCAGCAAACGCGGUCAAAUUAAAAUUGCAAACUGAUAAGCGCGUUAAAUAAACUCGUUCAGGGCACAAACAACAAUUGUGUUUCGGAAAUAAUAGUAAUCGACAUAAUCUUCAUACUCGGAUCGAUUAUUUGCAUAUAAUCGGCGAUAUUUCAUUUUUCUAAUGAUGAUAUUGUAGUACACACAUAGUGACGCACAUAGCGCUGGCGAGCAUCGAUGGGUGCAGCGCUCGCAGAAGACUACUAGUUGUGCUUGAAGCACACACCAGGGGUCUACACUUGUGAAAUAUAUAAAAGUGUUUAGAAGCUCAUAGCAAAUCAGUAACAGAAUUACCUCUCACAACGCAAGACAGCGCAGAGCCUCGUAGUCUGCAUACCUAAACAAAAUUUAAUAAAUUCUCAAUCACAAACUCAAUUGAAAAACAAAAUGUUCAAAUUGCUACUCAUCGUCACAACACUUUUCGCCUUUGCUUACGCUGCUGGUGAUCCUGCGGAUGCUCACGCCACCAUCCUGAAGUAUGUGAAUGAAGUGAAUCCCGAUGGCAGCUACAAUUACGCGUACGCAACGUCGAAUCGGAUUCAGGCGCAGGAGAGCGGUGUUGGCAGCUCGUAUGCCGCUGGCUCAUACUCGUACAUCUCACCCGAGGGUCAGCCCAUACAAUUGACUUACACAGCCGAUGAAAAUGGUUAUCAACCCAAAGGUGAUCAUUUGCCUACGCCGCCACCAAUUCCAGAUUAUAUUCUGAGAGCGCUUGCUUACAUUGAAGCGCAUCCAUUCGAGAAGAUUCAGCUGAAAGGAAAGUAAAAAAGAAAUAGAAGUAAAUAAGUGGAAUUUUCCGUCUCAUUUGUGUUUCUAGAAAUCGCAUUAGUUUAAGAAAUUAGCAAAUUUUCAUUUACUCACUUUGGACAAAUAUCGCUUAGGCAUCAACAUAUACAUAUGUAUAUACCAUAUACUUUUUAUAACACAUUAAUCACUGUUGAAAAGUUUUUUACUUACAUAUUAACAUAGAUAAUUGUAUUUGUAAAUUGUAAAUAAAAUCAUUACCGUAGAUAAUUAC
Messenger RNA from Bactrocera neohumeralis, 1132 nucleotides. Its product is annotated as pupal cuticle protein Edg-78E-like. Bases 502 to 879 code for a protein of 125 amino acids. Gene Ontology annotation, cellular component: chitin-based extracellular matrix. Gene Ontology annotation, molecular function: structural constituent of chitin-based larval cuticle. The transcript is spliced from 2 exons. The record is from RefSeq and is a predicted model, not a curated record. NCBI's taxonomy places the organism in Eukaryota, Metazoa, Arthropoda, Insecta, Diptera, Tephritidae.